Clupea harengus (Atlantic herring) is the source of this 656-nucleotide messenger RNA. Its product is annotated as fatty acid-binding protein, adipocyte-like. Lineage: Eukaryota; Metazoa; Chordata; Actinopteri; Clupeiformes; Clupeidae. Gene Ontology annotation, molecular function: lipid binding. The record is from RefSeq and is a predicted model, not a curated record.
AUGUAUGCAUCGCAAGUAGUUAACUGUUCGUACAUCGCGGAAGGUGGUCAGCUGUAUUAACACAAAUACCCAAGGGCCUAUAUCAAAAUGGUUGAACAGUUUGUAGGAACAUGGGCAAUGACCAGCAGUGAGAAUUUUGACGAAUACAUGAAGGCAGUAGGUAUGAGCUUUGCUACUCGCCAAAUGGGAAACUUGGUCAAGCCGAGUCUACUUAUCAGUGUGGACGACCAGGGAGUCAUAUCUAUAAAGGGUAAAAGCACAUUCAAGACCACAGAGAUCAAAUUCAAAUUGAAUGAAGAAUUUGAUGAAAUCACUACAGAUGACAGACAGACUAAGACUGUGAUUACCUUGGAAAAUGGUAAACUUCUGCAUAAACAGAAGUGGGAUGGCAAGGAAACCACAGUUGAAAGAGACUUGCAGGAUGGAAAACUGGUUGCGAAAUGUGUCAUGAAUGAUGUGGUGGCUGUGCGGAUCUAUGAACGGGAGGCAUGAUCCUAGAUGUCCUUUCCUGUUGCCCUGUCGAUUAUUUUCGUUCCAGCAACCAAGACUCUGCUUUUACUUGGUUACAUUAAAGAAAAAAAAUUCAACCUUAGUUUCCAAGAAAUGUUCCCCUUGUGAAACUAGAAUAAAGUUAAUAAAAAAACGGAAAAAAAGAA